Nothobranchius furzeri (turquoise killifish) is the source of this 2842-nucleotide messenger RNA. It is a transcript of the gene prokr1a, whose product is annotated as prokineticin receptor 1a. The record is from RefSeq and is a predicted model, not a curated record. NCBI's taxonomy places the organism in Eukaryota, Metazoa, Chordata, Actinopteri, Cyprinodontiformes, Nothobranchiidae. Gene Ontology annotation, biological process: neuropeptide signaling pathway. Gene Ontology annotation, molecular function: neuropeptide receptor activity. Gene Ontology annotation, cellular component: plasma membrane.
AGGGCCUAAUGCUGGAUAACCUCUGACCCCAAAGCACUGCUCCAGGUCCCGUCACGGCUCAUGUUCUCCGUGUGGAACCACCAGCAUCCGGACCUGAAACGGUGUCACGCCAACAAGAAGCUGAAGGUGGAACCGCACCAAGUUCUGACACUAGACUGAGCUGCUGAUGAGGCUUCAGAAGAAAGAGGUUCUACCAUGUUCUGGUUUCAGAACAUGGAGUCGGCUACUUUAAGGAGGUUUAUAACCAAACCAGACUGUAUUUGUACCCUUGUGAAGACCAGAUUUGGGAUAUUUACUAAAAUCCUUACGACCGACGGUCCUUGUUAGGAGUUCUCCCUAGGGGUGAGGUUUACAGAUAAGAUAACUGAAUUCUUGUACACUGGUUUGGGUUGGGUUAGGCGUAGAGGACUCACUAAAAUCAAUGGUAGUCAAUACAAAGUCCUAACAUUGGGUACAAAUGUGUGUGUGUGUGUGUGAGAAGUUUAUUCUUUGAAUCAGGACAUCUCAACAUCCCUCCUCCCAUUAUGCUGCUCCUCCUCCUCCUGGGUGGAGGAAGCGCCGAGGAGCAGCUUCACUUUGUUUUAUUUCUGUUUUACCAGAGAGUUCCUGCUUUUAUUCUCUUGUUCUAAUCUGAGGUUUUAGUUUUCCGUCAGAAGUUCAUUGGGUUGUUUCGUAUUGUUGAAGCUGCAGAAGCUGGAAUCAUCUCGGCUGUUUCAGGAAAAUUCAGGUUUUCCUGUCUGAGCCAGACUCGGCAUCAGGGAAACCCGGCAGCUGGAUCUGAGACCGAGAUGGGCUGAGCUCUGUCUUUAGAAGGUGAGUUAUAUUUGAAAGGAUGGACAAAUCCCAGCUGAUCAGGUUUCCCGGGAGUCUGCUCUUUCCUGACUGUCUGGGAAUGCUUCUGAGCUGAGAUGCAACAUUCCUCAACCGGCUGACGGAUUUAACAGGUUCUGCUCAGGAACAGUCGGGCCGGAUCGGCUGCAGAAACGCGUUUAUUAAAGGUUUAGCUUGUAGCUGUUGGCACCAUUUAGUGGCUGAGCUGCAGCUGUGGUUAUGAUGUAGCUCACCACCGUCCAGGUCAGGUGGGAAUGUCUGUAUUCCCUGACUCAAUCAAGUGCUAUAGAAAUGUGCAUUAUUAUUGUUGUUGUUGUUGUUGUUGGUAUCCUCUAGAAUUGGGGGAGAAAAGAGUCUGGAGCCCUGCUUGGGACCUUCAGGGUCUGUGCUGGAUCACACGGGGACAGGAAGCAAGUAGGAAAGCCAGUCGUGGAGAAAUGAUGUGUUUACAUCAAACUUGAAAGGUAUUUGGUUUUGUCACCAUGACAACCAGCCAGCUUCCUCUGAAACGUGGAAACUGGAGAGUAUUCUUUGGUCUGCUGUGGGAACAGAAGUGUUGACCAUGUUCUUGCUGAACCUGCAGACGCGGCUCUCUGGACGUGUCCUGAUCCACGAUGGAAAACCUGACCAACAGCAGCGGGUCUGUGGCAGACCACCACAUGACCAGCUACGAGUUGGACUACGACGUUCCUCUGGAUGAGCUCCCAGACACCACACAGGGCAGAGCGUUCUUCGUGGCCACCCUCAUCAUCGCCGUGGUUCUGGUGGGAAUCAUGCUGGUCUGUGGAGUGGGCAACUGCCUCUUCAUUGCCAGCCUGGUUCGCUUUAAGCAGCUGAGGAACCGCACCACCCUGCUGAUCGUUAACCUGGCCGUGUCGGACGUCCUGGUGGCGGUCAUCUGCUGCCCCUUCCUGUUGGACUACUACGUGGUGAAGAAGCUGUCCUGGGACCACGGCCUUUUGCUCUGCGCCUCCACCAACUACCUACGAACAGUGUCUCUCUAUGUGUCCACCAACGCCCUGCUGGCCAUCGCCGUGGACAGGUACAUGGCAAUCCUCUACCCUCUAAAGCCUCGGAUGAAGCACCAGACGGCGUACUGUGCGGUUCUGAUGCUUUGGGUCAUUCCCAUCUUCAUCUCCAUCCCCUCAGCCUACAUGGCCUCAGAGACCACCUACCUCCACGACAAAGGUCAAACCCACAAGACGUUCUGCGCUCAGAUCUGGCCCGUGGACCAGCAGGUGUACUACCGCGCCUACUUCCUCCUCAUCUUUGCUCUGGAGUUUGUGGGUCCAGUGACCAUCAUGGUCUUCUGCUAUACUCAGAUCUCCAGAGAACUGUGGUUCAAAGAUGUUCCUGGAUUCCAGACGACGCAGAUCCUGAGGAAACUGCACAGGCGCCGCAGGAGGGUGGUGUUGCUGAUUUUGGUGCUGGCAGCCUACGUCCUGUGCUGGGCGCCGUACUACAGCUUCACCCUGCUGCGGGACUUCUACCCCACCCUCAUCUCCAGGAACAGGAACUCCUUGGUGGCCUUCUACAUUAUUGAGUGCGUCGCCAUGAGCAACGGGGUCAUCAACACCCUGUGCUUUGUGGGUGUCCGGAAUAACGCUAAACACCUCAGUAAGAUGGGCACAUUUCCACUGAAGCUACAGAGUUUAGUUUGCAGAAGGUCUCUGGAUGGAAGUGAGACUCAGACGUCCUCUCUGCGGGUGACGGAGCUCAGGGGCGUGUCCAGGGAGGGGCCUGGGGUAGCACAUGCCACCCUUAGAAUCUGAUUGGCCACCCCAGGUGCCACCACACUAAGUUCCAGUUUAGAUUGACUUUACAGACAAAAGGCUUGGGUUGCAUGCACCUUUCACCUUGUUUUCUAUUCCAGGCGUGUAGUAUUAUUAUUUAAUAUUUUUUCAUGUUCACAUACAUAAUAUUUAGAGUCCCACUCAACUCCAGGUGGUGGCAGUAAUGCAACAAGAAGUGACUUGCUAACCACCACAAAAGUAAAGAUGAAUAGAAAAAA